Elephantulus edwardii (Cape elephant shrew) is the source of this 936-nucleotide messenger RNA. Its product is annotated as olfactory receptor 7G2-like. The record is from RefSeq and is a predicted model, not a curated record. Gene Ontology annotation, biological process: G protein-coupled receptor signaling pathway. NCBI's taxonomy places the organism in Eukaryota, Metazoa, Chordata, Mammalia, Macroscelidea, Macroscelididae. The transcript has a single exon. Gene Ontology annotation, cellular component: membrane. Gene Ontology annotation, molecular function: G protein-coupled receptor activity; olfactory receptor activity. Bases 1 to 936 code for a protein of 311 amino acids.
AUGGAACCUGUAAACCAAACAAGAGUUUCCGAAUUCUUUCUCCUUGCACUAACAGAAGAACUGGAACUGAAGUCUCUCCUCUUUAUUCUAUUUCUUUCCAUAUACAUGAUCACCGUCUUUGGAAACUUUCUCAUUGUUCUGGCUGUUGGGUCUGACUCCCACCUCCACACUCCCAUGUACUUCUUUCUUGCCAAUCUAUCCUUUACAGAUAUCUGUUUUAGCACAACUACUAUCCCAAAGUUGCUAGUUAACUUCCAAACACAGAAUCAGAGCAUCACUUAUUCAGGUUGCCUCACACAGCUCUGCUUUGUCCUAGUUUUUGCUGCUUUAGAAAAUUUUCUUCUAGCAGCUAUGGCCUAUGACCGCUAUGUGGCCAUUUGUCACCCACUGAGAUACAUGGUCAUUAUGAACCCUCGCUUUUGUGGCGUGCUGACUCUACUGUCUCUGUUCAUUAGCACUGGGGAUGCCCUUCUGCACAGCCUGAUGGUCUUGCGACUGUCUUUUUGCACAGAUCAGGAAAUCCCCUACUUCUUUUGUGAAAUUAUUCAAGUCCUCAAGGUUGCCUGUUCUGAUACCCUCAUCAACACCAUCUUCAUUUAUUUUGCAGCUACUAUCUUGGCAGGUAUUCCUCUCUUUGGAAUCAUUUUCUCUUAUACUCAAAUUGCCUCUUCUGUUAUGAGAAUGUCAUCCAGUGGGAAGUAUAAAGCUUUUUCUACCUGUGGGUCUCACCUGUCAGUAGUUUUCUUAUUUUAUGGGACAGCCUUUGGUGCAUACAUUAGUGCUGCAUUUAUACAAUCAUCCAGAAAGACUGCAGUUGUCUCAAUGAUGUACACCAUGGUUACUCCUAUGAUGAACCCUUUCAUCUACAGUCUGAGAAACAAAGACAUGAAGGGAGCCUUGAGGAAAUUUUUCAGAAGUGUAUCUACUUUUCAGUGA